ACCUGCUCGACUGCCAACAACCUUCGACCAGGCGCCACCACCUCUUCGUCAUCCAUCCUAGCGAGGACCCAGGCACCGCUCCUAUUUAGACGCCAGCUUGCCCCAUCUUCACUUCUACUCUCCUUCCUACCCACAGGACAACUUCACCCUCUGCUCACCUCAUUCCAUCACUUUCGACUUGGCCGCUAGAUAACGACCUCGGCAUAAGACCACCUACCACUACCAGCCCACCUCUACCUCUGUUCAUCACAACCACAACCACAACCAUGCGCCGCACAUCCAGCACCUCAAGCCUGACCGCAACCUCCUCCUCCUCCUCCUCCGCCGAAGAAGAAACCAUGCAAAUCUUCGUCAAAGACGUCUCAGGCCACAACACAAUCCCACUCACCCUCCCGCCCACAACCACAAUCUCAACCCUCACGACCCUCCUCUCCCUCCACUCGCACCUCCCCGCCUCCAUCCGCCUCGUCCACGCCGGAAAACACCUCUCCACCCCCUCGGCAACCCUCGCCUCAUACGCCCUGCCCCCCAACGCAACCCUGCACAUGGCCCUGCCCCUGCGCGGCGGCAUGCCCCCCAAGAAGAUCCGGUGCUCGUUCAAGACGUGCAAGGACGCGGCGCAGCGCAUCGUCGGCGACUGUGGGUUCUGCCAGGGGCAUUUUUGCGGGAAACACAGGUUGCUCGAGGAGCACAAGUGCGAGGGGUUGGAGGAUUGCAAGAAGGAGAGUUAUGAGAGGAAUGCUGAGAGGUUGGAGAAGGAGAGGACGGUUGCUAUCAAGGGGGUGUGAGCAAUGAGCGAUCGUCAUAGAGGAAUGGAUGGGUGGAGACGGUGCGAAGCGUUUCCAUUCAUCGGCUUUUUUUCUUUUCUCUUCUGUGGGUUCUUCGACGUAUCUGUCGUAGGGGUAUUGGGUCUUUGGGUUAGCGGGCCGGUGCAUGGGCG
Westerdykella ornata is the source of this 940-nucleotide messenger RNA. RefSeq lists its product as uncharacterized. The transcript has 2 exons. The coding region runs from base 267 to 788 and encodes 173 amino acids. NCBI's taxonomy places the organism in Eukaryota, Fungi, Ascomycota, Dothideomycetes, Pleosporales, Sporormiaceae. Gene Ontology annotation, molecular function: protein binding; zinc ion binding. The record is from RefSeq and is a predicted model, not a curated record.